AAUGUCCAUCAUUCCACCCCAGAAGCCAACCACUCCUGGCCUGGAGUUCGCCAACAGGAGAUACGUCGAUCUUGCCGCACAAUUCGACCAUGAGUGCGCCCAGGCGCUGGACAUCAUCAAGGCCAAGCUUCAGGUCUUUGCGGAACUGGAGUCCCUAAUCUCAAUAACCUUGAGCGACGGCACUCACAGCAAGCCGCCGGUUUACAUCGACGCCCGCGCCGACACAGUCAGUCUCUUGGACGGCACGGACGCAGUUCCCGAAGCUCAGACGACGCUGAAGCCAGGCUAUGUGAUCCGUUUCCACGAGGGAGCCCUCGAUCCGCGCCUGGGGCUUUUUAUGGACGCACGCACAAACCCGGCAACCGUUCCAACCGGCAACGUGCCCAGGAUCAUCCGCUGGGCCGACUUGCUCAACAAGACGCCGGUGCAGCUGCUCAAGGGUGCCCAACAUAUCGACCACGACCGACUGCCGCGGCCCACGGAGGAUUUGCAGCAGGUGAAGCGGGAUAUCGAGGAGUUUGGCUAUGGGCUGAUCGAGAACGCCCUGCUGCCUGCCGAGGUGGCCAUCAUCAGCGAUGCGUUGAACUCUCAAGCCGCCGGAGAGCGAGCUGCUGGCGUUGCCACCUUUGAUGGCGGUCCGAAUGGGCCUAACCAGCGCGUUUGCGACCUCCUGAACCACCCCCUGAUCGAUGCUAUCGUCCCCUGGUUUCUGGGCGAGCACGCGCACAUAUCCACCUACACGGCCAACAUCGUGCGGCCUGGCAACGUGCCCAUGAUAGUGCACACGGACCAGGCGGCCAAAACGCCUCCUCAGCGGCAUUUGGCGCUGGGACUCAACAUUUCGUUUUAUUUGGUUGAUACUGAGGAUAUCAAUGGUGCCACGCGGAUGUGGCCUGGAAGUCACGUUGGGCAUGUUGCAUCGUGUGACAUUUGGAAUCUUAAUGGCUCAAUCCCAGCCGCCGCCCCAGCGGGCACAGCCGUCGUGUUUGAUAACCGGCUCUGGCACACAACGGGCCCAAACCGCGCAGAUCCAGCCGCAGCCAACGCUGAGCGGCCUGUCAUUCUGCUGCAUUUUGUUCGCUCCUACGUUCGAGCGGGCGAGAAUCACUACCUCAGCAUGCGCAAAGAAGUCCACGACAAGCUCCCGGAGCGGCAAAGGGCGUUUUUCGGCUUCAGAAAGAUCCCUGGGGCUGGAAGUGUUGAUGGCGGAACAAAGGUUGAGUUUGUCAGAAGAAUUGAGGAUGCAGUAGGGAGGUUGAGGGUUUAA
This is a messenger RNA of Pyricularia pennisetigena, 1267 nucleotides long. RefSeq lists its product as uncharacterized. Lineage: Eukaryota; Fungi; Ascomycota; Sordariomycetes; Magnaporthales; Pyriculariaceae. The record is from RefSeq and is a predicted model, not a curated record. Bases 2 to 1267 code for a protein of 421 amino acids. The transcript is spliced from 5 exons.